ACCAGUUCAGUAGCUCUCUGGCACACGUUUGGGAUUACUGCUGUUGUUUUGAGUGUGUGAGAGGAGGAAGAAGAGGAGCAGGAGGAAGGCGUCUGUAUUUGGUGCUCCCUCUCUUGCCCUCUUCCUCUCCUGGAGGGGGGUCUGAGGGCAGCGAGAAUGCAGAGGUAGAGAGAAGACCGAGGGGGAGAGAGUGAGAGGAGAAGUGGCACUGGGCUGCAGGUCACCACAUCAUGUCAAACCACGACCAACUAUGAGGUGCCUCCCACUCCUCAGCUGCCAUUAAAGCAUGUAGACACACCGGGAUCUACGAGGUCCUGUAAGAGUGUGGAGAUCAGGAGAAAGCAGUCCAGGAGUCAGAGUGUGGUCCCGGCCAUGGAGGAGAGCUAUGAGGUGGACCUGGUCUACAUCACAGAGAGGAUCAUCUCCGUCUCUUUCCCCGCCGCCGCCGAGGAGCUCAGCUACACCAACCACCUCAAGGAGGUGGCGACGAUGCUGCGCUCCAAACACGGCGAACAAUAUCUGAUGCUCAACCUGAGCGAGCGGAGGAAUGACUUGACAAACUUAAACCACAAGGUUCUGGAGUUCGGUUGGCCUGACCAUCAUGCACCAGCGCUGGACAAAAUCUGCAGCAUGUGCAAGGCCAUCGACACGUGGCUCAACGGAGACCCGCGCAACGUGGUGGUGCUGCACAACAAGGGGAACCGAGGUCGCACAGGCGUGGUGGUGGCAGCAUACAUGCACUACAGCAACAUAUCCGCAAGUGCUGACCAGGCGUUGGACAGGUUCGCCAUGAGGCGCUUCUACGAGGACAAAGCACUUCCUGUCGGCCAGCCGUCGCAGAAAAGGUACGUUCGUUACUUCAACGGCCUCCUGUCCGGACACAUCAAGAUCAACAACAAGCCCUUGUUCCUGCAUCACGUCAUCAUGCACGGCAUCCCCAACUUUGAGUCCAAAGGAGGCUGCCGUCCGUUCCUGAAGAUCUACCAGGCCAUGCAACCGGUCUACACGUCAGGAAUUUAUAACGUGCAGGGAGACAGCAACACCAGUAUCUGCAUCACUAUCGAGCCAGGGCUGCUGCUGAAGGGAGACAUCCUGCUGAAGUGUUACCACAAGCGCUACAGGAACCCGACCAGAGACGUGGUGUUCAGGGUGCAGUUCCACACCUGCGCCAUCCACGACCUCGGGGUGGUGUUCGGCAAGAACGAGCUGGACGAGACCUUCAAAGAUGAGAGGUUUCCAGAGUAUGGGAAGGUGGAGUUUGUUUUCUCCUAUGGACCAGAGAAAAUCAAAGGUAAAGGCCUGAGCCACCUGGAGAACGGACCGAGCGUCUCAGUGGACUACAACACCCAGGACUCUCUGAUCCGCUGGGACUCGUACGAGAACUUCAACCAACGCUGGGAGGACCCUGCGGACGGCGAGCAUG
Paralichthys olivaceus (Japanese flounder) is the source of this 1423-nucleotide messenger RNA. The record is from RefSeq and is a predicted model, not a curated record. NCBI's taxonomy places the organism in Eukaryota, Metazoa, Chordata, Actinopteri, Pleuronectiformes, Paralichthyidae.